UAGAGAGCUUCAAAAAACUGAAAAAAGAAAAACCCUAAUUUUCAGGUAAAACUUCAGUGUUACUUUAGGUAUUGCUAUUGAGUAGAAGAGCUUAAACUCCUGUGUUUGUGUGCGAUUUUUUGUUUUCAGUUUCAAAAUGGCAGCUAAUAAGAACAAAGGAGCAAAAUCGAAGAACCCGCCUCUAAAAAAGAAGCAAAGAAACCAUCUUUUCACUGAGAAAAAACGACCCACCAAAAAAGAUGAGGUCUUUGAUGAUGUUUCUGAUGGCCAGAGCGAAGAAGAACAAUUAGAAGAAGCAGAAGACUUAUUGGAUGGGGAUGAACAAGUGUCUGAUUUUGAUGAUGCCUCUGAUAUUUCAGAUGAUGAUGAUGCUCCCUUGGCUGAUGAUUUCCUUCAAGGAAGUGAUGAUGAAGAUGAAGACAGAGGUUCUGGUUCUACAUCAGGUUCUGGUUCCGAUUCAGAUGGAACUGAUAUUGAGGAGAAGUCAAGGGCUAUUGAUGAACAAAGGGAGAGGGAAGAAGAAGAUGCACAAGCAGAAAUGCAGUUGAACAUUAAAGAAGAGUCUGAUGAGUUUAGAUUGCCAACAAAAGAGGAACUGGAAGCAGAGCAACAACGUCCACCUGAUCUUGCAAAUCUUCAGAUGAGAAUAAAAGAUAUUGUUCGAGUGCUCUCAAAUUUCAAGGAAUUGAGGCAAGAGGGAAACACAAGGAAGGAUUAUGUUGACCAACUUAAAAUGGAUUUGGGUUCAUACUAUGGCUACAAUGAAUUCCUCAUAGGGGUUUUGGUGGAUAUGUUUCCAGUUGUGGAACUCAUGGAACUUAUUGAAGCUUUUGAAAAGCCUCGACCUACAUGUAUCAGGGCAAACACUUUAAGGACUCGCAGGAGGGAUCUAGCUGAUACUCUCUCCAAAAGAGGAGUAGAACUAGACCAAUUAAGCAAGUGGUCAAAAGUCGGAUUGGUGGUGUAUAAUUCACAUGUGCCUAUUGGUGCCACUCCAGAGUAUUUGGCUGGCUUUUACUAUAUACAAGGUGCAAGCUCCUUUUUGCCUGUUAUGGCUCUUGCUCCUCAGGAAAAGGAACGAGUAGUUGAUAUGGCAGCUGCACCUGGUGGUAAAACAACUUAUGUUGCUGCUCUCAUGAAAAAUAGUGGGUUAAUUUUUGCAAAUGAAAUGAAGGAAACAAGGCUGAAGUCACUUACUGCAAAUUUGCAUCGCAUGGGAGUGACAAACACAAUAGUUUGUAACUAUGAUGGGAGGGAGCUUCCCAAGGUUUUGGGUCAGAAUUCGGUUGAUAGAGUGUUGUUGGAUGCCCCUUGUAGUGGUACAGGAGUUAUAACCAAAGAUCCAUCCGUUAAAACCUCUAAAAGUUUAGAUGACAUACAAAAAUGUGCCCAUUUGCAGAAGCAAUUGAUACUUGCUGCUAUUGAUAUGGUUGAUGCAAAUUCCAAAACUGGCGGAUACAUCGUUUACUCAACAUGCUCCAUGAUGGUUCCAGAGAAUGAAGCUGUCAUUGACUAUGCACUCAAGAAGAGAGAUGUCAAAGUAGUUCCAUGUGGACUCGACUUUGGGUGUCCAGGAUAUAUCCGAUUUAGGGAGCAUCGGUUUCAUACAUCCUUAGAAAACACAAGGCGGUUUUAUCCUCAUGUACAUAAUAUGGACGGCUUUUUUGUGGCAAAGUUGAAGAAAAUGAGCAAUACAAAGAAGAAUCUUGUAAGUUCUGAUGGUUCAGAAACAGUAGAGCAAACUCAGAGGCCAGAGGAGAUCCAUAGUGAUGAGGACAACAAAAAAGAGAUUGAACAACAAAAGAUUAAGAAACAAAGCCCGAAAGGGAAAAAGAAGAGCUUAAAGGCGAAAGGGUUAUCUGGAAACGGAAAGGUUGAAUCACCACCAACAUUGAAAAACCGGGACAGAAGCGAAAAUGGGAAGGUAGAAUUGGCAGCGACAUCGAAAAAGAGGAAAAGAAAAUUUCCUUCUAAAGAGGAAAUCUCAAAAGCAAGGGAAGAGAAGAGAAAGGCAAUGAGGGGGCAAAAGAAGCAACCAAAGGAAGACAAGACUGGAAUAUGAUGAGGCUUCUUUUGGUACCAUUAUGCUUACAGCAUGCAGUGAUUUGAGAACUAAAACUGGAUGACUGCAGGAAUGUUUACUAUUUAAUCAAAGUUCUGUUUUUGUUGUUUAUUGUUUUCCACCUUAAUUAAAGUUUUGUUUUCAUUUUAUUUCUUAGUUUAAUUUUGUUAUUUAUUUUAGCACCGAUUGUUAUUUUGCCUUUUUAAUCUUGAAUUGAAAGAGUGUAUGAUGACGGUUAUGGUAGAAUAUUUGAUAUAUUAUAUUAUUAUUAUUUUGUUUA
Gossypium raimondii (Peruvian cotton) is the source of this 2342-nucleotide messenger RNA. Its product is annotated as 26S rRNA (cytosine-C(5))-methyltransferase NOP2B. Gene Ontology annotation, biological process: rRNA base methylation; maturation of LSU-rRNA. Gene Ontology annotation, cellular component: nucleolus. Gene Ontology annotation, molecular function: RNA binding; rRNA (cytosine-C5-)-methyltransferase activity. The record is from RefSeq and is a predicted model, not a curated record. Bases 137 to 2062 code for a protein of 641 amino acids. Lineage: Eukaryota; Viridiplantae; Streptophyta; Magnoliopsida; Malvales; Malvaceae. The transcript is spliced from 17 exons.